UCCCUCCCUUUCUUUUUCCCCCCUCCUCUUUCUCCCCUCCCUACUUUCCCAGCAAUCCCUGGAACCUGCUGAUCCCCUUCCCAGAACCUUUGAUGUCCCAGUUCCGGGAAGUUCUCCUUUAAGGAAGGAAACAAAUCCCUUUUGACUUUGUGUGGCCUCCACAGGGGUCACCGGAUUCCUGGAAUUCCAGGAUUCUUCUCCGGGGCUGGUUUUCUGAGGUUUUUCAACACCUCUACUCCUCUUCCUUCUCCUCUUCCUCCUCCCCCUCCCAGCAGAUCUAGCCCUUCCAGUCCAACCCGCCCUUCCCAGCACGGCUCCGGAAUCCUCCGGAACAGCCCAGCCACGUCCUUCCGCCCUCCUGGCCCCGGGAAUGUGACCCCAUGGGGGGAAUCGUGGGAUUUGUCCCGGGUGCCCCCCCCACCAUGUUCUCCAAGAAGAAGAAGCGGGUGGAGAUCUCGGCCCCGUCCAACUUCGAGCACCGGGUGCACACGGGGUACGACGCGUCGGAGCAGCGCUUCACGGGGCUGCCCCGCCAGUGGCAGGGGCUGCUCGAGGAGUCGGCCCGGCGCCCCAAGCCCCUCGUGGACCCCGCCUGCAUCACUGCCAUCCGCGCCCCCCAAAAGCCCAUUGUUCGCGGCUCCAAGGCCCCCCGGGAUGGGACUCCCGGGGGCCGGGACGGGACCCUGGCGUGGCUUCUGGACGAGCUGGAGGCUGUGUCCGUGUCCCGCUCCAACUCCCUGCGCCGGGACAGCCCCCCCUGCCCCCCCCGGGCCCCCCCGUGCCCAGAGAACGGCCUGGCCCCCGCUGGCAAGAGCCGUCGGGGGGGCCGGGGGGAGCCAGAGCCAAGAUCCCCCAAAGGUGUGGCCGAGCGGGACCCCCCGACCGCGCCCGCCCCCGGGGGGCUGCGGUGGGAGGAGAAGCGCCCCAAGUCCAGCUCGGCUGGCGAGGGACCCCCCCGGCCCCCCGCCCGCGAGCAGCGCCCACUCUCGGGGCCUGACCUGCGGCCCCCCGACAUUCCCGGCGCUCCCGGAGCGGGGCCGAAGACGGCGCCGCAGCCUGGACGCCCCUUCCACACCUACCCCCGCGCUGACACCGACCCCGCCCGGGGCCCCCCCGCCCAGGCAGAGCAUCGGCCGGGACGCCCACAGGAGGUGACGCCCAAUGGGCCGGUCCCCACUGGUGGCCCUGGCGGUCCCGGCUCCUCCUCUUCCUCCCACGCCCCUGGCCCCCCACGCCCCAAGGCCCCAGAGCCACCACCGCCCCCUGGGCCGGACCCUCCCGCUGUGCGGCCCCCCGGGCCCCCGCCUGCCCCAGGGGGGCCCCAGCGCGUUUCCCAUGAGCAGUUCCGGGCGGCGCUGCAGAUGGUGGUGGACCCCGGGGACCCCCGCACGUACCUGGACAACUUCAUCAAGAUUGGGGAGGGCUCCACGGGCAUCGUGUGCAUCGCCACCGUGCGCGGCUCCGGCAAGCUCGUGGCCGUCAAGAAGAUGGACCUGCGCAAGCAGCAGCGGCGGGAGCUCCUCUUCAAUGAGGUGGUGAUCAUGCGGGACUACCAGCACGAGAACGUGGUGGAGAUGUACAACAGUUACCUGGUGGGCGACGAGCUCUGGGUGGUCAUGGAGUUCCUGGAGGGCGGUGCCUUGACCGACAUCGUCACCCACACCAGGAUGACAGAGGAGCAGAUCGCGGCCGUGUGCCUGUCUGUGCUGCGGGCGCUUGCCGUGCUCCACGCCCAGGGCGUCAUCCACCGCGACAUCAAGAGCGACUCCAUCCUCCUCACGCACGACGGGCGGGUGAAACUCUCGGAUUUUGGGUUCUGCGCCCAAGUGAACAAGGAAGUGCCGCGGCGCAAGUCUCUGGUGGGGACUCCGUACUGGAUGGCUCCUGAGCUCAUCUCCCGCCUGCCCUACGGCCCAGAGGUGGACAUCUGGUCGCUGGGUGUGAUGGUGAUUGAGAUGGUGGAUGGGGAGCCCCCCUAUUUCAACGAGCCCCCCCUCAAGGCCAUGAAGCUGAUCCGUGACAACCUCCCCCCCCGGCUCAAGAACGGCCACAAGGUGUCACCCUCCCUCAAGGGGUUCCUGGAGCGGAUGCUGGUGCGGGACCCGGCGCAGCGGGCGAGCGCCCCAGAGCUGCUCCGACACCCCUUCCUGGGGGUCGCGGGCCCCCCAGCCUGCAUCGUCCCCCUCAUGCGGCAGCACCGGCUCCGGUGAGACUCCCCUGUGGAGGGGGGAGACCCCCCCGGCCUCCUCCUCCUCACUGGCACCCCUGAACUGGAGCGGCACUGGGACAUAACUGGUGGGGUGCUGGCAAGGAGCACCGGCCUCCCAAAGUUGUACUACUGAGCUGGGGGGGGGCACUCAGUGCCGUGGGCCCCCCCUAGCAGAGAUCUAGAGGUUGGAGGGGGGGCAUCAUCCUGGAGAUUUGAGGGUGCAGGGGCUCAUCCCAGUACCCUCCCCCAAGCAGCGAUUUUGGGGGAUGGGGGGCUCAUCCUGGUGCUCCCCUUCUUUCCCAUUCCUGUCAGAGA
Empidonax traillii (willow flycatcher) is the source of this 2524-nucleotide messenger RNA. RefSeq names its product p21 (RAC1) activated kinase 4 (gene PAK4). Gene Ontology annotation, cellular component: cytoplasm. The transcript is spliced from 9 exons. Gene Ontology annotation, molecular function: ATP binding; protein serine/threonine kinase activity. Gene Ontology annotation, biological process: regulation of MAPK cascade; protein phosphorylation; intracellular signal transduction. The record is from RefSeq and is a predicted model, not a curated record. NCBI's taxonomy places the organism in Eukaryota, Metazoa, Chordata, Aves, Passeriformes, Tyrannidae. Bases 381 to 2210 code for a protein of 609 amino acids.